Molecule: messenger RNA, 2063 nt
Organism: Contarinia nasturtii (swede midge)
Lineage: Eukaryota; Metazoa; Arthropoda; Insecta; Diptera; Cecidomyiidae
Product: esterase FE4-like
Exons: 7
Coding region: 135-1061 (308 amino acids)
Source: RefSeq, a predicted model, not a curated record
AAAUAGAUGAGGUGAUAAUAUGACGAUUGCUUGUGCUGAUAAAGGUGACAUAAAAAGCGAAACAAAUGAAAAAUUUCCAAAUUGACUUUUUAGAUUCGACACAGUAACAAUAUAUCUUAUAGAAAAAAGUGAAUAUGAUAGCGCUUUGGAUUUUAGUCAUUUGCAUUGCAGCAAUCGAAUGCAAUGAAAAACGAUUGCACACACCAAUUGUUCAGACAAAUAAGGGCCCAGUUCAGGGUGAAAUUUUGAAAACGAUUAGCAAUGGUCAAAGAUAUUAUUCGUUCAGAGGUAUACCGUACGCAUCUCCACCGGUCGGCAGUCUAAGGUUCAAGCCACCUAUCGAAGCAGAGCCAUGGACUGAUAUUAAGCAGACAGUUGAAGAAGGUUCACCAUGCUUUCAAUUCGGUGAUAGCGAUGUAAUUGGUUCAGAAGAUUGUCUCUUUCUCAAUGUAUUCACUCCUGCGAUUGAUGGCAAGAAUUUGAAAGCAGUCAUAUUUAGUAUACAUGGUGGACAGUUUUUAAUGGGUGGAACUUUCUGGCAUGGUCCUGAUUUUUUUAUUGAAGAAGAUAUAGUGUUUGUGUCAAUAAAUUAUCGCCUAGGACCAUUAGUGCUGGCAAUGCAAUGGGUCAAUAAAAACAUUAAAAACUUUGGAGGAGAUCCGGACCGAGUAAUGAUUUACGGACUGAGUUCUGGCAGCAUGUGUGUUGAUCUUCACAUCGUAUCUGAUUUAUCGAAAGGACUUUUCCAUCGAUCUAUAGCAGAUGGUGGAUUGAUUCUAUUUUCAUGGGGUUUCUCAACACCUAAAGAGGCCAAAGAAAAUGCUUUUGAACUUGGUGCUUUGUUGAAUAACAAUCAAAGCACAAGCAAUGUGGAAGAUAUCAUUUCGAUCUUACAGAAAGCUGACGCCAGCGAAAUCGUUUUGAAAAGCAAUCUACUUCCUCAAUGGCGUCCUUUCAGACCGUCACUGGGAAACGCUACCAUUUCUAAAAACGAUACUAAAUUUUUAACUGAGUGUUACAUCGAUAAGUUUUUAUCUGGCAAUUAUAGUAUGUAUUGGUGAAAUAGCUGCUGACGAAGUUAAGUUAAUCUUGUUGAACAUGUUAAAUUUACAAAAAAAUAAUAAUCAACAAUUAAGUAACUUUAUAAGAAAGUAAUAACAAAAUAUUUACUUCGGUCAUAGGUGUGCAGUCAUUUAAUGCUUUAAAACGUGAGACAUAUGACUAUCCCGAGUGAAAAAUGGCAUUGAAUUUUUCAAUGCGUAGUGUCAAACGGCAUUUAAGCAAUAAAUCGACACCGCAUGGCUAUAGCGAUGUGGUGUAUGCACUCAACGUGCGCACGGACCAUGCGGUCUCGAUUUAUUGCUUAAAUGCCGUUUGACACUACGCAUUGAAAAAUUCAAUGCCAUUUUUCACUCGGGAUGUUAAAAGUUAUGAGCCUUUUCAUCAAUCAUUCUCGAAAACAUCAAAAACGAAACAAAUGCAGAUCAUUACAGCUCCAUAGAGAAGUUUAAGCAACUCAUUGAUGUUCUUUUGAAAGUCAAUUAUUUUGCUGCAACUGACUUGAAACAAAAAAUUAUGACACAAACAGGGACUCCCGAAUUUUAUUACUUGCGCAAUUCUUUUGAUGCAAAAGAAUAUUCACGCCAUCAAGUAGACCUAAAUGUGACAGUAUUGAAUGGAACUGCACAUGGUGACUCGGAAUUGAUAUUUAAAAUACCACUUUACAUUCAAAAUGAUCUGCCAUUAAAAGAUCAUCCAUCUGCACUCAAGACAAUUCAACUCGUACGUCUAUAUGCAAAUUUCUUCCAGAUGGUGAAAACGAUCCAUUGCUGAAUAUCACAUGACCGGUGUCGGGUAGAGAUGGAGAUCAUCUCGAUUUCGGUAAUGAAUUGAUUUUAAAAAACUAUAGAGCCAUUGAUUCCGAAACAAAGAAAUUCGAAGAAAUUGUUUUUGAAAAGAUACAAGGCGGAAGUUGUUGUAAUUCAAAAUGUGAAGUUUAAAAUUGUAACAUAAGUGUAACGAUUUUUUCUUUCAAAUUUUUUCCAAUAAAAACGAAUGAAUUU